AUGAAUAUUAUGAAUUUUAAUAAUAAUUUAUUUAAUUUAAAAAAUAAUUUUAUAAAUAAAAAAUAUAAAUAUUAUAAUAAUAAAAAAAUUAAAUUAAUUAUAAAAAAAUCAUAUCAAUUUAUUAUAAAUAAUUACUUAAAAUUAAAUGGUAUUAUAAAAAAAUUAAAAUUAAUUUUUUUUAAUACAAUUAAUUAUAAAAUAUUUAAUAUAGAUAAAAAAAAUAAAGAAUAUAUAUAUUUAUUAAUAAGAAUAAAAGGAAAUUAUUUAUAUUGCUUUUUUAUAAAUAAAAAAAUAUAA
Molecule: messenger RNA, 297 nt
Organism: Babesia microti strain RI
Lineage: Eukaryota; Apicomplexa; Aconoidasida; Piroplasmida; Babesiidae
Source: the annotation of a RefSeq genome assembly